Tachysurus vachellii is the source of this 2781-nucleotide messenger RNA. RefSeq names its product retinoic acid receptor, alpha b (gene rarab). The record is from RefSeq and is a predicted model, not a curated record. The transcript has 10 exons. Gene Ontology annotation, molecular function: RNA polymerase II cis-regulatory region sequence-specific DNA binding; zinc ion binding; nuclear receptor activity. The coding region runs from base 571 to 1914 and encodes 447 amino acids. Gene Ontology annotation, biological process: regulation of transcription by RNA polymerase II; cellular response to corticotropin-releasing hormone stimulus; retinoic acid receptor signaling pathway. Gene Ontology annotation, cellular component: nucleus; transcription regulator complex. NCBI's taxonomy places the organism in Eukaryota, Metazoa, Chordata, Actinopteri, Siluriformes, Bagridae.
UCACGUGACCGCAAUGGCCGCUGAUGUGCUCUGUGGCUCCGAGCUCGCGCUCCGCUCCGGUCGGAUGCAGCACCGGGAUCAUCACCGCUCCUGAUCUGAUGACACAGCGCGUGCGUUCGAGCCUCAGGGUGACAUUACGGGGACAUUCCGCACUUUGUUCGACACGACAGUUUAAUAACAUAAAGGGGCGGAAAAGAGAAGAAAAAUAAAGAGCUUUGUGACAGAAAACUUGGGAGAGAGAGACAAGACACGGCGGGGGGAGGAGACUGGGCGGGGCCGGAUCAGAAGGGGCGGAGCCAACAGACGCUCCUUCGAUCCUUCAUGGAGGAUUAAUUCCUGACCUGGAUUACUGGCUGUGUUUCAGUAGAAAACUGACUAAAGGAGCAUCAUGUGAUCUCCAGAGUUAAUCUACAAGUCAUCGCUCACACACACUCACACACACACUUCUUUGGAGUUUAUUUCUAGAAGGACGUGUAACACAAACCUCAAUGCAUCUUCAAGCUUUUGCAUGAUCAAACAGAUCGCAGGAUCGUAUCCAUUAUUUCAUGCUGCAAUGGAUUGUUGAUCACUAUGUCUGGAAGUGAUAAACCCCUCCCACUCCCUGGCUCUGGCCACGCCCAUGCUCUGGGCAUUUUUCCGAUGCCCCCAUAUCCUUACUUCAUCCCUCAUAUGUUGGGCGGGAUUUCUCCUCCGGCACUGCCUGCACUUCCUUUGAGUGGAUACAGUACCCCGUCUCCAGCCACGGUGGACACUCAGAGCUCCAGUUCGGAGGACAUCGUCCCAAGUCCUCCGUCUCCUCCUCCUCCUCCUCGUGUGUAUAAACCCUGCUUCGUCUGUCAGGACAAAUCAUCAGGAUAUCAUUAUGGAGUUAGCGCCUGUGAGGGCUGUAAGGGUUUUUUCCGCAGGAGCAUCCAGAAGAACAUGGUGUACACGUGCCACAGAGAGAAGAGCUGCAUCAUCAACAAGGUCACACGCAACCGCUGUCAGUACUGUCGCCUACAGAAGUGCCUGGAAGUGGGCAUGUCCAAAGAGUCGGUUCGAAACGACCGGAACAAGAAGAAGAAGGAGGAGAAGAAGCCGGAGUGCACAGAGAGCUACAUCAUGGAUUCGGAGACGGAGCGGAUGAUCGAGCGAGUGAGAAAAGCUCACCAGGAGACGUUUCCGUCGCUGUGUCAACUGGGAAAAUACACCACGAAUAACAGCGCGGAUCACAGAGUUUCUCUGGACGUCGACCUGUGGGAUAAAUUCAGCGAACUUUCCACCAAGUGCAUCAUCAAAACAGUGGAGUUUGCCAAACAGCUGCCCGGCUUCACCACGCUGACCAUCGCAGAUCAGAUCACACUGCUCAAAGCAGCCUGCCUCGACAUCCUGAUUUUGCGGAUCUGCACACGCUACACUCCCGAUCAGGACACCAUGACGUUCUCAGACGGACUGACGCUGAACCGGACGCAGAUGCACAACGCCGGGUUCGGGCCUCUCACCGACCUUGUGUUCGCCUUUGCCGAUCAGCUGCUGCCGCUGGAGAUGGACGAUGCGGAGACGGGGCUGCUCAGCGCCAUCUGCCUGCUGUGUGGAGAUCGUCAGGACCUGGAGGAGUCGGACAAGGUGGACAUCCUGCAGGAGCCGCUGCUGGAAGCGUUGAAGAUCUACGUGAGGAAGAGGAGGCCUCAUAAACCACACAUGUUCCCCAAAAUGCUGAUGAAGAUCACAGACCUCAGGAGCAUCAGCGCUAAAGGUGCAGAGCGAGUGAUAACGCUGAAGAUGGAGAUCCCCGGCUCCAUGCCUCCACUCAUCCAGGAGAUGCUGGAGAACUCCGAGGGUUUGGAGAACAGCAGUGUGAAUCCUCCCAGCAGCUGCAGCCCAAGUCUCUCACCCAGCUCCAUACACAGCAGCCCGUCGUCACACUCGCCCUGAAUCUUUCUCUCUCUCUCACACAAACACUUUCUCUCUCACACACACAAACACACACUUAUAUUAACAUGUUUGCCCUGAAGCUGCUCCAUGACUCAGGAAACACAGAGGCACGUGCAGCCGAGUCUGAGGGUGAGAGCCUGGCUUCAGGACAGUGAUGUGUAACGUGGCUGAUUGAGACGAUCCUCUCUCUCUCUCUUGCUCUCUCUCACACACACACACACACUUACACACACACACACACACACACACACACACACACACACACACACACACACAGGCUGAGACUGAGUCACACUAACAAGGUGUGCUCUUCAGUAGAACUCCUGACUUACCAAUCUGAUCUGGAGCAGCUUGCACGUUUUGAUUGCGAUCUAACACCAGACGGAGGAUUCUAAUCAGCCACGUGGGGAAGGACGUGAGAUUGUGUACAUGGUGCACGCUCGCAGGAAACCGUUUUAUUUUUCACUUCCAUAUGAACUCUACAGUGACGUUUUUUGGACUUCCCGUAAUCUGUAGAUUUAACGAACGAGGAGACGACAAACCGGAGACACGGGACGUCCGACGUCCAGAAGUCAUCAGGGACAUGUUUUUGUGUUUGUUUUGUUUUCUUAAGAAAGAUAUAUGAAUAUAUAAAUAUCUAUAUUGAAAGAAAAUGAGAUGAUUUCAAAAAUUGUGUUGAUGCAGGAAAAAAAAAUCUCACAUUUAGUCUUAUUUGUAUUAAGAGUUGAAUAGAGUUCAGUUCUGUUUGCUGUCUCACUUCACUGCAGAAAAAGAUUGUUGUGGAUGUUGUUAUACUUUCACGCUGUUCAGUCGGAACUAAUCUCAUACUCACAAUCACACUGGGUGAGAGGAGGGGCGAGGGUGGCG